This is a messenger RNA of Callithrix jacchus (white-tufted-ear marmoset), 2189 nucleotides long. It is a transcript of the gene H2BC21, whose product is annotated as H2B clustered histone 21. Lineage: Eukaryota; Metazoa; Chordata; Mammalia; Primates; Cebidae. Gene Ontology annotation, cellular component: nucleosome. Gene Ontology annotation, molecular function: protein heterodimerization activity; structural constituent of chromatin; DNA binding. The record is from RefSeq and is a predicted model, not a curated record.
AUGCCUGAACCGGCAAAAUCCGCUCCUGCUCCUAAGAAGGGCUCUAAGAAAGCCGUCACUAAAGCCCAGAAGAAGGACGGCAAGAAGCGCAAGCGCAGCCGCAAGGAGAGCUACUCCAUCUACGUGUACAAGGUGCUGAAACAGGUCCACCCCGACACCGGCAUCUCGUCCAAGGCCAUGGGUAUCAUGAACUCCUUCGUCAACGACAUCUUCGAGCGCAUUGCGGGGGAGGCGUCCCGCCUGGCUCACUACAACAAGCGCUCCACCAUCACGUCCCGCGAGAUCCAGACGGCCGUGCGCCUGCUGCUGCCCGGCGAGCUGGCCAAGCACGCCGUGUCCGAGGGCACCAAGGCGGUCACCAAGUACACCAGCUCCAAGUGAGUCCCUGCCGGGACCUGGCGCUCGCUCGCUCGCUCGAGUCGCCGGCUGCUUGAGUCCAAAGGCUCUUUUCAGAGCCACCCACCUAAUCACUAGAAAAGAGCUUGUUCACUUACUCCCUUAGUUUUUUCUCACAAAGUAAGUUGUUUUAGCAUAAGUCAUGGGAAAUAGCACACGUAGCUUAAUCAUUUGGAACUCGAGGUCCCCAGUGCAUGAUUGGAUUUGCUUUUGAAUCUAGAGCGUGUCGUUAUUCAUUGUGCUGCUUAGCUUUCCCAGGAGUCCGUUCUCAUUUAGGGUGUUGGGAAUCCGACUCUGCCCGCCCCCACCCCCGCCUUACACUGGCGCCCUGGUGGCUUCGUUGGGUCUGUUUCAUCAUUUCAAAACCAAGUGGCUGAGUCCGGCUGUUACUUAAGAGAACUCUGGGACACAAUUCAGUCCGGGUGCCGCAAACUGCGUGACAGCGCUGUAUGACUGACGCUUCGCAGCAGCUUUUGUGUCCGGUCACCAGUUUUGCCCUGGGAUGGGGCCUCCUGUGGAUGCCAGCCGUUCUGUGUACUUUGGACGAAGCCCGCGCAGCCGGGUCCCAGCCUUUUCCUGAUUGGGCGACAUGACUAUUCGAAAUUCUGCGCCGCUUUCUAAUUUGUAGAUUUCAGUUUCCGUGGUUCACUUUGAGAUUCCUAUUUCUCGGUUUGUGGAUAAUUUUUGCUUUUAAUGGUGUCUGCUUUAAAAUGGUAACGCUACGGCCCCGGGUCACUGCAAGACACCAUGUAGAUAUGAGCUCAAAAGUCACCUCUCAGAGACCUUCUACGCCAUCCACUCAGGAAUUCGCGCCUCUCAUAGUUCCCGGUCUCGUUUUAUCUUCCUCGUAGCAGCUGUCUGAAAUUGGCUCGUCUGUUUUCUUCAUGGCAUUCUCAAGCCCUUGACAGACCGGAUGGUCUGGUUUUCCCGUGCCUCUUCAGCCAGUCAGUCUGGCACAUUAUGGACACUUACUUCAAUACUACGGAUUGAAGUAAUAUUGUUGGGUUAAUUUUUCCAUCCCACUUGUUUUUUAAUCGCUUCUGUGGAUGGAUGAUGGGUGCUGUUCAUUUCCAUUAGAUGUACGUGAAGGCGCGGUGAAAAUGGAAAUGUUUUUGAAGUUAUUCCCUCAAAUGUAUCCUUAGUCACUUCAGUGCAACAGCUGGGAGGGGGCCGUGUUAAGAUUCUUUUGCAUCAAAGAGGAGGUGGCAAUGGUAGUUCCACCUUUGUGCUUCCCGGUUUAGCCUAACCUCCUUUGGAUUUUCAUCAAAUUCAGCGUAUUGGUCAUGGGAAAGAGCCUUUUUCCUUCUUUUCUACUCCUGUCUUGGUGUUCCCUUCUUAAAGGAGAGGAGCUUUUAAUUUGCACUCACCACCUGGUUUGGUUUUCAGGCGGCCAUUCAAGAUGGGCAGGACUACAAAGUUAAUCUCUCUCUCUUUUUUUUUUUAAACAAAUGAGGCCAAGAGAAGCCUGAUUGGUCCAUGGUCAUGCAGUUCAUACUGCCCACCUUUGUAUUCUCAGAUGCAGGACAAUUGCAUUUUAGUUUUAUUUUGUGGAAGUGCAGAAUAUUUACUCUUUCUGUCAAACCCUUGAUUCUGCCGAGGAACACACUGAUGGUUUGAUGAGUGAUUCAACUCUACUUUUAGCUAAGGGCUUUGGGAGUUGAUUGCAGGGGUUUGAUGAAUCCAAAUGAGCUCUAGAUAUUAUCACAGACUGAAUAAAUCUUAAUUGUCUCCUACAUGUGUGUUUUCAAAUGUGUGUAGAUGUUAUUAUUAAUAAAGUUGCCAGUUAAUUUAAA